AUGAGACCACGCACGGUGAAGGUGCCAAAGGUUCUGGCCAAGAUCGAUGCUGUGGAGACCACUUCCUUCCCCAAUCAGUAUGAGGAGGCUUUAGGGAUGAGGAAGACACAGCAAGAGCGAGACCCUCAACCAAGGCAGCUACUGCUGCCACAGCCAGUGCACCUUCCGGGGCCAAGGCCUGGUAUCUGGCAACUGGACAGCCUCAUGCAGAUUGCACCGGUUCUAGUGGGCCAGUGUGGCAGGGGGCACAGGAAGCUGUGGGGUCCUGAGUCAGCAGACUGCGUCCAGCACCUCCUGAGCCCUGUACAGUCGGUCACUUGUGCCCUGACCACUGUCACCAUGCCCAGGGACAAGAAUGAGCGUCAUUCCUCUAGGAAGCCCCGCCAUGCCCAGGCCCAGGCUGACACUCUACAUGGCACCACUGGGCCUACUUCUGCAGCAGCAGCAAAAGGCAGUGGUUCCCAGGCUUCUCAGGGCAAUGCUGGCACCAAGACCUCCAGUGAUUCCAGGGCAGCCUCUGGCCCCAAAGGAGCUCAGGCAGGGGCCCGGUCCAAAGCCCACCCUGCAGUCAGACCCAGCGCUGGAGCUCAGGGAGCUGGCUCAAAGUCAAAAGGGGAGCAGAAAGCCUCAGAGUAUGGCCCAGUGCCCUCAGGUCCUGACGCCAUAAGCAGGAUGGUGGCUGUGCUGGAGCAGUUCCUGCUGUACAAGUUCAAGAUGAAGCAGCCCAUCCUGAAGGCAGAAAUGCUUAAGUUCUUGGGCCAGAGGUUCCAAGGUCGCUUCCUAGAGAUGCUGAAGAAAGCCUCUGAGCGCAUUGAGACCCUGUUUGCAGUGCGCGUGCAAGAAGUGGACUCAGUGACCCAAGCCUAUGACCUGGUGGGCGAGCUCAAGCUCCCCAACCACGGUAGGGUGUGCCCUGGCAAGGGGCUGCCCAAGUCCGGGUUCCUCAUGCAUGUCCUGGGCAUGAUCUUCCUGAAGGGCAACUGCGCCAGUGAGGAAGACAUCUGGAGGCUGCUGGGCACUAUGCAGGUGUACCCGGGCAGGAAGCACAACAUCUACGGGGAGCCCCGCAAGCUCCUCACCAAGGAUCUGGUGAGGCUGCAGUACCUGGAGUACCGCCCGGUGCCCAACACUCAGCCCCCCCGCUACCAGUUCCUGUGGGGCCCCAAAGCCCAUGCUGAGACCAGCAAGAUGAGCGUGCUGCAGUUCAUGGCCAAGAUCAAGGGCACGGUGCCCAGCUGCUUCUUACUCCAGUACCAAGAGGCUCUGCAUGAGCAGGAGGAAAGAGCCCAGGCCCUGAGCAUAGCUGGCUCCAGGGCCAAGGCUCGAGGCGCAGCUGGCUGCAGAGCAAAGGGGUGCUGGGCCAGUUCCAAGAGGUCCAUCCAGGCUCCUUCUACUCUGGCAUAUAAGGAGCUUACACUUUGA
Molecule: messenger RNA, 1422 nt
Organism: Erinaceus europaeus (western European hedgehog)
Lineage: Eukaryota; Metazoa; Chordata; Mammalia; Eulipotyphla; Erinaceidae
Product: melanoma-associated antigen B5-like
Exons: 5
Coding region: 1-1422 (473 amino acids)
Biological process (GO): negative regulation of transcription by RNA polymerase II
Cellular component (GO): nucleus
Source: RefSeq, a predicted model, not a curated record